AUGGCUUGCUUGCUAGGGUGUAGUGCUGGAGGGGCGGUUCUUGUCGUGUUGCCGGCAUUGUUGAUUGUGUCUUCAGCUCUCAAAUACGAUCCUACGUGGGCUUCGCUGGACACAAGACCGUUGCCUGCAUGGUACGACGAGGCCAAGUUUGGAAUCUUCAUUCACUGGGGAGUAUUUUCCGUGCCCAGUUUUCGCUCAGAGUGGUUCUGGUGGGACUGGCAAGGAGCCAAGUACAAUGACACAGUUGACUUCAUGCAGGAGAACUACCCCCCAGAUUUUACCUAUGCAGAUUUUGCGAACCAGUUCAGCGCAGAAUUCUAUAAUGCAACUCAAUGGGCACAGCUGUUUCAAGAUGCUGGAGCCAGGUACAUAGUCUUUGUCAGCAAGCAUCAUGAAGGCUUCACAAACUGGCCCUCCAAGUACUCCUGGAAUUGGAACUCCCAGGAUGUGGGACCAAGGAGAGAUCUCGUUGGUGAACUGGCCACUGCUAUCAAGAAUACCACUAAUCUUCACUUUGGUCUCUAUCACUCGCUGUAUGAAUGGUUUCAUCCACUGUAUUUAGCAGACAAGGAAAGUAACUUCAGUACACAGAACUUUGUUAAUAGUAAAACUUUGCGGGAACUCUAUGAGCUGGUCAACACUUACAAGCCAGACGUGGUGUGGUCGGACGGAGACUGGGAAGCACCAGACACUUACUGGAAAUCUCAGGAUUUCAUUGCCUGGUUGUACAAUGAGAGCCCUGUCAAAGACACUGUUGUGACCAAUGACAGGUGGGGUCAAGGGGUCAUGUGUGAGCAUGGUGGCUUCUUUACCUGUUCCGACAGAUAUAAUCCAGGUCACAUCGUUAAUCACAAAUGGGAAAAUGCCAUGACCAUAGACAGUCAGUCAUGGGGUUUCCGUAGAAACACAGUUCUCAGUGAUAUUUUGCCUAUAGAACAAUUGCUAGAACAACUGGUAUCCACGAUCAGCUGCAAUGGAAAUGUGCUGCUGAAUGUUGGUCCGACUAAGGAUGGCAUCAUCACUCCCAUCUAUCAGGAGCGUCUUUUGCAAAUGGGUUCAUGGCUGAAAGUCAAUGGGGAAGCCAUCUAUGGCACUAAACCAUGGAUUUAUCAGAAUGACACCGUCACUAUCAAUGUCUGGUAUACUCUUAACAACAAAACAAACCCUCCAGUUGUGUAUGCAACUUUAUUUGCCUGGCCAAAUGCAAAUAUUUUAAAACUGGGAGCACCUGUGACAACUCCAAAUACAGCAGUUUCUCUUGUUGGAUACAAGGGAUCCCCUUUUUCCUGGACAGCUAGCCCAGGUCAAGGACUGAGUAUCAUCAUGCCAAACAUCAAUCCAAAUGAUUUGCCAAGUCAGUGGGCAUGGGUGCUUAAACUUACCAAUCUUACCUUCUAA
Messenger RNA from Candidula unifasciata, 1398 nucleotides. The record is from the annotation of a GenBank genome assembly. Lineage: Eukaryota; Metazoa; Mollusca; Gastropoda; Stylommatophora; Geomitridae.